AUGGGUUCAAAGUUUUUGUUAUUCCCUCGCAGAUUCCGAAGCGUAUUUCAUCCACGGCCAACCCGGCUCAACGAAAAGAGAUGGCUUCACUCGUCAGUGCUACAAAAAUCAGAAUCUUCAGUAGAAACUCCAAAAUCUUUGGCAACCACCUUAAAUCACCCCAUUCCACAAUUAAUUAAUUCAAUCAAACGGGUUCCUACUUCUCCAGAGCCACCGAAAACACCGCUCCAAAUUUCAGAAUCCAUCAAAGAGCUUCUUCCUCUACUUACGGCCCAACCAUCCCAUUAUGUCACUAUCCAUAUCCACGGCAAACCAUACCUUGUUACAGCAGGUGAUACUGUAAGAUUACCAUUUAAAAUGCCAGGAGUUAUUCCGGGAGAUAUCCUGCGAUUAAAUAAAGCUGUCAACAUUGGUUCUCGCGACUAUACUCUCAAGGGUACUCCAUAUGUUGAUGAAAGAUUAUUUGAGUGUAGAGCAACGGUUAUGGGAACCGAGUCGGAGCCAAUGAGGAUCAAGUUGAAAACAAAAAGAAGAAAUCGAAAAGUUAAGACGGUGAAGAGCAAGCAUCGGUAUACCAUAUUGAGAAUCGCCGAGCUAAGGAUCAAAAACCUAGAGGAAUUUUAG
Messenger RNA from Blumeria graminis f. sp. triticale, 624 nucleotides. NCBI's taxonomy places the organism in Eukaryota, Fungi, Ascomycota, Leotiomycetes, Helotiales, Erysiphaceae. The record is from the annotation of a GenBank genome assembly.